AUGUCAGGUAUAGCCCCCGUUAACCCAAAACCAUUCCUGCAAGAUUUAACAGGUAAAACAGUCUAUGUGAGGUUGAAGUGGGGUUUAGAAUAUAGAGGGUAUUUAGUAUCAACAGAUGGAUACAUGAAUCUGCAGCUCGCGAAUACCGAGGAAAUCGAGAAUGGGAAGUCUAAUGGAGCUUUAGGAGAGGUAUUCAUCAGGUGUAACAACGUACUGUAUAUAAGGGAAGCGAAAGAUAAAGUACGAGAUGAUUAA
This is a messenger RNA of Kwoniella botswanensis, 255 nucleotides long. RefSeq lists its product as uncharacterized. Lineage: Eukaryota; Fungi; Basidiomycota; Tremellomycetes; Tremellales; Cryptococcaceae. Bases 1 to 255 code for a protein of 84 amino acids. Gene Ontology annotation, molecular function: RNA binding. The transcript is spliced from 4 exons. Gene Ontology annotation, cellular component: pICln-Sm protein complex; catalytic step 2 spliceosome; U1 snRNP. Gene Ontology annotation, biological process: spliceosomal snRNP assembly; mRNA splicing, via spliceosome. The record is from RefSeq and is a predicted model, not a curated record.